AUGCCCACGACGCUCCUCGCGCUCCUCGCCCUCGCCGUCGUGACCUGUGCCCAGUCCGCCCUCGCGCCUAUCGAGGCAGACGACGACGACCAGCAGCCGUCGUCGGCGAACCCGGUCACGCAGGGCGGCCUCGGGCAGCACAUCACGGGCGGGCGGUCGCUGGCGCGCGGCUUCUUCCUCGGCGUCGGCUUCGGCCUGCCCGUCGCCGUGCUGUGCUGCUGCUGGGUGCCGUGUCUGCAGUGGCGCCGGGUGCGCUGGCGCGAGGCCGUGCGCGGGUGGCGUGACAUGCCCGACGACGACAUUGAUGCGGUGAUGGGCCGAAGAGUGUGA
Cordyceps militaris CM01 is the source of this 330-nucleotide messenger RNA. RefSeq lists its product as uncharacterized. Lineage: Eukaryota; Fungi; Ascomycota; Sordariomycetes; Hypocreales; Cordycipitaceae. The record is from RefSeq and is a predicted model, not a curated record. The coding region runs from base 1 to 330 and encodes 109 amino acids. The transcript has a single exon.